Anopheles cruzii is the source of this 2523-nucleotide messenger RNA. Its product is annotated as Golgi to ER traffic protein 4 homolog. NCBI's taxonomy places the organism in Eukaryota, Metazoa, Arthropoda, Insecta, Diptera, Culicidae. Gene Ontology annotation, cellular component: BAT3 complex; cytosol. The transcript has 4 exons. Gene Ontology annotation, molecular function: protein binding. Gene Ontology annotation, biological process: protein insertion into ER membrane. The record is from RefSeq and is a predicted model, not a curated record. The coding region runs from base 283 to 1293 and encodes 336 amino acids.
UGUACCUGUAGUAUUUGUUACAGUGGACGGAGAUUGGAUGUGUUAUACCGAAACAAAAUCAAUCAUUAGAAGAAAAACUGGAUAUCCACUACCAAAUGUUCUAGGUUCUCUUCAUUGGUCGCAUUCUAAGAAACGGGAAACAUCUUUUCACGCCACUGUACUGUAAUCGUCAUUAUUCGGAUUUGGCCAUUACAACAUUCAGAUAAGGAUUAUUUUUCUCAUUGUUUCAGUACCGCAUAAUUUGCAAAGCUCUCAACAAAUAUUACAGCACGAUUGCCAAAAAUGGCUUCCCAAGCAAAAACUAAACAAGAAAAACCCGACUCAUCACGCGGUGUAUCACGCGUGUUGGAGAAACUGGACGCAUCCUUCAAAACGAAAAAUUUCUAUGAAGCGCACCAGAUGUACCACACGCUCUACUUUCGCUACACUGCGCAAGCGAAACACGACGACCUGCUAGAUUUGCUCUACGAUGGUGCGGUCAAGAUGUUGGACCACGGGCAGUAUAGUAGUGGCGCCGAUCUUGGUUUGCUCAUGAUAGAUACGCUGGAGACUGUGGAAACAACUAUUGUACCAGCAGAAAACUGGAUGGAGCGGAUCAGUGAGAUAAUUAAGAAAAUUAAACCGAGCAUCCUAGAGCGAGAUACAGUCCUGGAAAAAGCAAUCAACUGGAGUGGUAUGGUUGCAAAAUCACCCAGCGGCCAUUCACUGAUGCAUAAACUCAUCGCGCAAAUUAUGUACAAUGAAGACAACAUCCCGCAAGCUCGCUAUCACAUGUCGCUGUCACGCGACGGUUUUAGUUGUGCGUUCCUACUAAUAGAACUGAGCCAAACGCAGGGAUACGAGGGAGAAGUUGAUCUAUUCGUGGCUCAAAUGGUGCUACAGCAACUCUGCUUAAAAGAGACAGCGGCAGCCACCGAAACCUUUGCAACAUACAUUCAGUUUCAUCCUCGAAUAGCGUGUACCGAUCCCCCAUUCCCCCGGCCACUGUUGAAUUUUCUCUUCUUUCUGCUACAAGCGAUCGAACAUCACGAGCGGAAAUACACCAUGUUUCGGGUUCUUUGCGACCUGUACCGUCCAUCCCUCGACAGAGAUCCUUCGUACGAGCGGUAUUUACACAAGAUUGGUAUCACCUUUUUCGGAGCCCGCCAGCAAACACAAAUGCGAACGUUCGCAUUCGACGAAUUGCUGAAUCAGUUCUUCCAAGAUCUUGGUGCGGAUUAUGGGGACGAACCAUCGAACGGGCGUCGGAACGGAGAUGGAAGCGAUACCAGCUUGCAUGGGGAUGUUGAUUAGUUAAUAUUGUAUAUUGUUUGUAUUUGUUUUUUUUUGUCUUGGAAGAACGGCUUAGGCUGUAUUUGUACUAUUGUAUAUGCUGCUUACUUUUCUCUUCCCGCUUAUCGCGAUUGCUUUUUGGAACAACGUUUUUCUGUUUGUUGUACCCCAAUCACGACGACGCUUUUGACGCUCUACUACACGGAUCAUCCAUUCUUUCUUCUAUAAGCUAGUCUAAAACGAAAUACAUUCUUUUGCGUGUACUUCAAAACUAUUUUUAAGAUAUUUUCAAUUGUUCGAUUUGCGUCAAAUAUGCACCGUUUUGUUGGAAAAUUUGAUGUCUUUUCAAAGGUAGCUCAUCCUGUAGGAAUGGCAACAGCUAAGAUCCGGGAGGUGCGGUGGGCUGUCCGGGAGGAAGUUUAAUCAGUAGAAAUCUGGCAUGGUUUGCGGGACCCGGCGCGAUUGGGGACCAGCCAUCUUGUGAGGGGGCCUUCAGCUCCUCACGCAGCGAGAAACCGAAAAGUUUCGUCUCCUGCAAGGGGCGCUGGAAGAUUCUUCCUUCCUUAACAAUAAAAAGGUAGCUUCAGAACGCCUUUCUCAUAAAAGUCUUGGUGUUAAUUGGCGAAAAACUCGAGUAAUCCAUUUUCACAGUCCUGGUUUGAUCUCAGGUUUUCAUCAGUUAUGAUGCUUUGUUAUGCGCAAAUAAGGUGUCAAUCGCUUGGUGCAAGGUCCGGACUAUACGGUGGAUGCAUUGGUUUCGAACUCUAUUGUUGACACCCUGUAACUCACAAAGGAACAGAACAAACAAAAAACAAUGAAAGCAUUUUUUUAAGUGUAAAGUAUCAGCUUUAAAACGAGACUAAUCUUGAAACUGUACGAUCGAUUCUUCACGAGAUAUCGAUCACAAAAGGCAUCUAUCGUGAAAAUAAUGGAUUUAUUUUUAGACUAGCUUAUAUCAUGCCUCAGCUCCACUUUCUGUUUUUCUACAUCCGUUUCCAAAAUACCGAUUUUGUAGGUUCGUCUCUUUCUGAAGGGCCAGACGAACCGUAAAUCCCAGCGUAAAAAUGUCUAAUCGUAUGUGAUUCCACGGACUUAUAAACGAUCUGACGUUAAAGAUUAAUGUCAAAUCGUUUGUUUUCGCAUCGCAUCGGCCCAGUUUCGUUCUCAACGCAGUACAAUACAGUUAAUCUUUUCUUAUAUAGCGGUACUUCAAACGAAGACAUAUUAUUUAUGACAACAACCUGAAAUUAU